Molecule: messenger RNA, 3154 nt
Organism: Oncorhynchus nerka (sockeye salmon)
Lineage: Eukaryota; Metazoa; Chordata; Actinopteri; Salmoniformes; Salmonidae
Product: endoplasmic reticulum aminopeptidase 2
Exons: 18
Biological process (GO): proteolysis; peptide catabolic process
Cellular component (GO): cytoplasm
Molecular function (GO): zinc ion binding; peptide binding; metalloaminopeptidase activity
Source: RefSeq, a predicted model, not a curated record
AGAGAAGACAACGAGAGAAGGAGAGCGACCAUUUCACCUCUGCUCUUUCACAGUGUCGUUUUAACUGUAUCAAGUAGUGUGUCUGAUGAAGUGUCUAUAGUUCCGAGGUCCAUAGGAUCUUAAUGUAGUGUACAACAGGGAGUUCGCUGGUUGUGUCUUCAACUGUGUGAGUAGGCCAGUAGUCUACCAGUAGUAGAGCAGUAGUAAACAGGUAACCACAGAGGACACCUGGAGCUCUGGGCUGUUAGAUCUGAGGUUCAAGAAAGAGCUGCUGAACAUUUCAAGUCAAUUCUACUGGCCUGUUGCUGUAAGCUUAGACUACACUCCUCCUGAAGUCUAAUGAUUGACAGAUAUCUACAUUCUGAAAACAAACGGAAUGCCAGUGCACCAUUUACUGCACUCGAGUGAUCUUUAGUAUCCUUAUCUUUACAGUAGUCAGCCAACAACUUUUCCACCAUAAUGUUCUGGGUCAGGUUCUUGGUUCUGGCCCUCCUGUCUCAGGCUGGUGUGACCCAGACCUCCUCUAGUCCAACCCAUGCCUCUGCGCCCCCUAACCCCACUGAGGAGCAGCCUCCCUUGAAUACGGGAAGCCUCUCAUUCCCUUGGAGCCACCUCCGUCUUCCGGAGGACAUUGUUCCGCUCCACUACCAUCUCCUGCUCCACCCUAACCUCACCAUAAUCAGCUACAUCGGUACCGUCAGGAUAGAGCUCCAGGUUCAGAACAAUACCAACUGGGUGGUGCUGCACAGCAAGGGGCUUCGUAUCACUACGGCAAAUGUGCUGGACCAGAACCUUGCUCACCUGUCAGACCAGGUUCUCCCUGUUCUCCACAACCCUACCCAUGAGCAGGUUGCCAUAUUCUCUCCCAGAGUGCUCACUGGUGGGCAGAAGUACUUCCUGUUACUGGAGUUUGGGGCGGAGCUAGGAGAGGGCUUCUGUGGCUUCUACAGGAGCACCUACAGAACCAGCACCGGAGAGACGCGUUACUGCCUGCCUCCCCCUCCAGACCUGGUGGCUAUCCCAGACUUUCAGUCCGGAGCAAUGGAGAACUGGGGUCUGAUCACCUUCAGAGAGACGAGCCUGCUCUACGACCCCACCACCUCCUCAGCCUCCGAUAGGCUCUGGGUUACCAAGGUGAUCGCCCAUGAGCUCGCCCACCAGUGGUUUGGGAACCUGGUGACCAUGAAGUGGUGGAAUGACAUCUGGCUGAACGAGGGCUUCGCCACGUACAUGGAGUACAUCUCAGUGGACACCACAUACCCCAAACUCAGAGUGGAGGACUAUUUUCUGGACACCUGCUUCGUUGCGAUUGGUCGAGACUCUCUAAACUCCUCCCGCCCCAUCUCCAGUGUAGCUGAAAGCCCCACACAGAUUAAAGAGAUGUUCGACACAGUAUCCUACAAUAAGGGGGCAUGUGUCCUGCACAUGCUAAGACACUACCUGACUGACCAAGUGUUCCAGAUUGGAAUAAUGCGUUACCUUCGCAGGUACAGCUACAGCAACGCUCGCAACCAGGACCUGUGGGACAGCCUGGCCAACACAUGUUCAGAAGAGGAGUUCACUUCUGGAGGACACUGCUACAGCAACAGCCAGGCAGCUAAGAACUCAUACCUGUACGCUGGGGAGCACCUGGACCUGACGACCAUGAUGAACACCUGGACGCUGCAGACAGGUGUGCCUUUGGUAACGGUUGCUAGACAGGGGUCUCAUCUGGUGCUGAAACAGGAGAGGUUCCUGAGGACCACACAUCCGUCUGAUCCAGCAUGGCCCAGCCUGCAGCAGGGGUACCUGUGGCACAUCCCUCUGACAUACAGGACUGACACCUCAACUAGCAUUCACAGACACCUCAUGACUACACUCACAGACAGUGUGGAGGUGGGGGAGGAGGUGGGAUGGGUGAAGGUGAAUGUGGACAUGGCUGGUUAUUACGUGGUCCACUAUGAUGGUCCAGGCUGGGACGACUUGAUACAACUACUGAAGGACAACCACACAGCUCUCAGCUUCAUGGACAGAACACACCUCAUACACAACGCCUUCCAACUCACCACAUAAGAGACCUGUGUAGCAGGUCGGCUGUCACUCGAUAAAGCCUUGGACCUCAUUGGUUACCUGCGAUCAGAGAGUCACACUGUGCCCCUCCUCCAAGGGUUGGCCUACCUGGAAGCCUUCUACAAGAUGGUGGAGAGGAUGGACAUACCUGACGUCACACAAAACCUCAGUACGUACAUCCUGUGGUAUUUCCGUGGUGUGAUUGACCAUCAGACGUGGAGCGACAAGGGCUCUGUGUCUGAGAGGCGGCUGAGGUCGGAGCUCCUGUCUCUGGCCUGCCAUCUAGGAGACCUCCCCUGUCUGGAGCAGGCCCAGCGCAGCUUCACACACUGGCUGGACUCCAACAGCACACUCAGCCUGCCUGCAGAUGUGACAGAGACAGUGUAUUCAGUAGGGGCCCAGGAGGACAGGGGCUGGGCGUCUCUCCUCCACAUAUACACUCUCUCCCUCUCAGAGACACACAAACACAAGAUCCUCUCUGCCCUGGCCAGCAGCAGAGACACAAACAAACUACACAGGUUGUUGGAGCUGGGUCUAGAGGGGGAGGUGAUCCGUACCCAGGACCUGGACUCCCUCAUCGUCAUGGUAGCCAGGAACCCCAGGGGACAUCAUCUGGCCUGGAGCUACAUCCAGAAAUACUGGAGCACCCUGGUGGACAAGUUCCAGUUGGGAUCGUUCUCUAUUAGAAACAUCAUCAUCGGCACCACAGGCCAGUUCUUCUCCACAGAGGAACUCACUGAGGUGCGUGUAUUCUUUGAGUCGAUCCAUGAGCAGGCGUCUCAGCUGAGAGUCACUCAGGUUGCCAUGGACAACAUCCAGAAGAACAUCCUCUGGUUGCAAAGAAACCUGGGAACUCUGAGGAGCUGGCUGGACCAACAGAUAGACUGAAGAGAGAAAGGGGGAGGGGGGAGAGGGGUGGGGAGAGAGAGAGCAAUAGAAAAUGAGCUUGGAGUUUUUUAAAGCUUAAUUAGAGCUUUGAUUUUUAAUUAUGAAUAUUUGUGGGAUGAUUGAGUGUAUGGUCAUGUUUUUCAGUUUACAUCGGGGAUUUGGAAAUGUUUUUGUUGAAUUUGGUUAAGAUGUUUGAUAAUAAAAUGUUGUGAAAGUA